This is a messenger RNA of Rangifer tarandus platyrhynchus (Svalbard reindeer), 396 nucleotides long. Lineage: Eukaryota; Metazoa; Chordata; Mammalia; Artiodactyla; Cervidae. The record is from the annotation of a GenBank genome assembly.
AUGGGGCAGCCUGGUGAGCCGGGCAGGGGCCAGAGCUGCGGUCACAGAGGAGACACAGAGGCCUCCCGGAGCUCGGCGCCGCCCUGGGAGCGCGCUGGACUGGCGGGACCCAGGGCUGGGGGAGUCUGCCUAAGAGCGGAGAGCAGGCUGAGCUGGGGCGACGAGGGGGCGCCUGCCAGGUCGAGGAUACCGGGGGGAGUCCUGAUGGGAGAAGGAGCAGAGAGAGGGAAGCCUUGCAGGAGAGAGAGUGCACUGGUCCCGAAAAUGCACCUCCCUCCGCGCGAUGGGGGCCGGCCCAGGAAUGAGGUGGGGAGGCAAGCUGAGCAGCUGAGCAGGCAGAGAGUCCGGAGGACAUUCAGACGCGGCCUCGGCCCGGAUGCGGAUACGUCAGCUUAG